CGUUCGCAUGUGUAUGUUGUCGGUGCGCGGAGUGAGUGAAUGAACGAAACUUGAAGAUGGCUAGCGACGGACCACCGGGAACCGACGGCAACCCGUCCGACCUGGGUAGUGCUGUUGCGUCUUUGAACACAUGGAGUAUCCCAGAGUUGCAGGCGAGACUCGCGGACAUCGGUGCACCAGUAAUGGGACCGAGGGAGGAGUUGAUUGACAGGUUGAAAGGAUACAUGAUGCAGACGGGCAUGAUUGUCACCAAACCCAACAUGCAAGGAGGUGAUGACAAACCAAUGUCACAGGUUAGACCUCAUCGACAGAUGCCUGGCCUCCCUCCCAUGCCCCCUAUACCCCCGAUGCCUCUGCCCCCGGGCAUGGGUAUGCUACAGGCCAUGGGCAUGAUGGGAGGACCCCCUCCACCAGGCAUGCAUAUGGGCAUGGACCACCCCCCUGGCAUGGGUCAAGACCCACACAAGAUGCGCAUGGGUGGACCCAUGGAGGAACAGAUGAAGGAGCAGGAGCUUCUGGAACAACAGAAGAGGGCGGCAGUGCUGUUGGAGCAGGAGCGUCAGCAGGAGAUGGCCAAGAUGCAGCAGCAGCGCGGGCACGGCGGGCCCCCAGGGGUGGGGCACCACGGUGGGCACAGGGGCGACCCCCAGGGCCCCCAGGCCUCCCUCAUCCCCAUGUCUGGCCUGCCCCCCAUGCGAGGUCAGCCCCAGAUGACCCCCUCCCUCAUCAUGAAUCUGAUGGGCGGUGGUGGCCCACCCCCUCCCGGCAUCUCCAUGAUGCAGUCCAACCAGAAGCAGAGGAUGCCCCCACCGCCAGGAGAGGACGGCAGAGAGUCAUGGCAGGGUGAAGAGGUGGGUCUUGGGCCCAAGAUCCCUCAGGCCCUGGAGAAGAUCCUGCAGCUGAAGGACAUCCGGCAGGAGGAGCUCAGCGCUGCCCCUCCAGCUGCGGAGGAGGACAACGAGGCUCCUGAUGCUGAUACGAAUAAUGUCCAAGUCCUCUCUGAGACUGAAGAUGACGACAUCGGCCUCUCCAAGAAAGAGAAAAACCGACGUCGUCGCAACAGGAAGAAGAAGAAGAAGAAGCGUGACCAGGAGAGCGAAAAGCAGAAGGAGAAGGAGAACGAGGAGGAGGAGAAGAAAGGAGAGAAGGAGAACGAUCCGGAAGUGGAGAUAGAGUACAUCACAGAGGAGCCGGAGAUCUACGACCCCAACUUCAUCUUCUUCAAGAGGAUCUUUGAGGCCUUCAAGUUGACAGACGAUGUGAAGAAGGAGAAGGAGAAGGAGCCGGAAAAGCCAGAGAAGGUCGAGCCCAUCAAGAAGAAGGGAUACGCGGAGGAGAAGAGGGAUGAUGACGACGACGACAGUGAUGACGAAAUCAGGCCAGAUGUGCCCAAGAUGUCCAAAAAGAAGCUGCGACGCAUGAACAGACUGACAGUAGCUGAACUCAAACAGCUGGUGGCACGCCCAGACGUGGUGGAGAUGCACGACGUGACGGCGCAGGAGCCCAAGCUGCUGGUGCACCUGAAGGCCACGCGGAACACGGUGCCCGUGCCGCGCCACUGGUGCUUCAAGCGCAAGUACCUGCAGGGCAAGCGAGGUAUCGAGAAGCCACCCUUCGAGCUGCCCGAGUUCAUCAAGCGCACCGGCAUCCAGGAGAUGAGGGAGGCCCUGCAGGAGAAGGAGGACGCUAAGACCAUGAAGACCAAGAUGCGCGAGAAGGUGCGUCCCAAGAUGGGCAAGAUCGACAUUGACUACCAGAAGCUGCACGAUGCCUUCUUCAAGUGGCAGAUCAAGCCCAAGCUCACCAUCCACGGAGAUCUCUACUACGAGGGUAAAGAGUUUGAGACUCGUCUGAAGGAGAAGAAGCCAGGAGAUCUGUCAGAUGAGCUGCGUAUCGCCCUGGGCAUGCCCACUGGAGUGAACUCCCACAAAGUGCCCCCUCCGUGGCUGAUCGCCAUGCAGCGUUACGGGCCUCCCCCCUCCUACCCCAACCUCAAGAUCCCCGGACUCAACGCACCCAUCCCCGAGGGUUGUUCGUUUGGCUACCAUGCUGGUGGCUGGGGUAAGCCUCCUGUGGAUGAGACUGGUAAGCCCCUGUAUGGAGACGUGUUCGGGACCAACGCCACAGACUUCCAGGCCAAGGCUGAGGAGGAAGAGGUGGACCGCACUCCGUGGGGAGAGCUGGAGCCGUCUGAUGAAGAGUCUUCUGAGGAAGAGGAGGAAGAGGAGAGCGACGAGGACAAGCCAGACGAGACCGGCUUCUUCACACCCGCAGACAGUGGUCUCAUCACUCCUGGAGGCUUCUCGUCGGUGCCUGCAGGCAUGGAGACCCCAGAGCUCAUCGAGCUCAGGAAGAAGAAGAUCGAGGAGGCCAUGGACGGGAACGAGACUCCUCAGCUGUUCACGGUGCUGCCAGAGAGGAGGACGGCGUCUGUGGGCGCAGCCAUGAUGGCCUCCACACACAUCUACGACGUCUCUGGGGCGAUGGCGGGUCGCAAGGCGGGCGGCGGUGGCGGCGACGGGCAGGGCGUGGAGGUGGCGCUGGCCCCCGAGGAGCUGGAGCUGGACCCCAUGGCCAUGACCCAGAAGUACGAGGAGCACGUCCGGGAGCAGCAGGCCCAGGUGGAGAAGGAGGACUUCAGCGACAUGGUGGCGGAGCACGCCGCCAAGCAGAAGCAAAAGAAAAGGAAGGCCCAGCCACAGGAUACACGUGGGGGAGCCAAGAAGUACAAAGAGUUCAAGUUUUAAAUGCCACAUGCCCUGUCUCUCACACACACACACACACACACACACACACACACACACACACACACACACACACACACACACACACACACAAAGAAAGAGAGCCUGGAGCUGUGCUGAGAUGCAAGCCAGAUGCGACAUACACACACAGAUAUCAACGCCCUUUCCGGACCAUCAUUUGGACCUGUGCCCAAUGCCCAUAGUGAAUCAGUAUGUGCAUGUCUUGUGUCCUCUCUGAAGCGGUGGCAUAGCGUAUCUCCUGUCCCUGAAUGAUAGAGGCACGUGAAGCACCCACAUUACAUGUCCAUCUUAGAGCUAAAGAGUCAGCCGUGCACGUGCAAAAUGCGCACAAGGACAGCGGUGCACAGUCUUGCACGUGCAAAAUGUGCAGCUAUUCCAGCUCGUAGCGGUUUUAAAUGAGAUUACAGAGGUUAAUUCCUAUGAAAACCCAUACACAUGCAUACAUGGUAGGCAUACGGUCAUAAAUUGUACUUGCAUCUCUUCGUUUUUUUUACAUUUGCCUCUAAUUUGAUGUUUUAGUAACUUUUUGCCAGUCUCCACACACUGUUUAGGUGUGUCUCACCAAAGGAUGAUUCGCACCGUGAAAAAAAAAUGUCUCCUGUGUGUUGUUUUUGUCUCCAACAUUUUUAUGUAAAUAAAAACAUUCUGUAACCUUUCA
Messenger RNA from Engraulis encrasicolus (European anchovy), 3423 nucleotides. RefSeq names its product splicing factor 3b, subunit 2 (gene sf3b2). The transcript is spliced from 22 exons. The record is from RefSeq and is a predicted model, not a curated record. Gene Ontology annotation, cellular component: U12-type spliceosomal complex; nucleus. Lineage: Eukaryota; Metazoa; Chordata; Actinopteri; Clupeiformes; Engraulidae. Bases 57 to 2747 code for a protein of 896 amino acids.